GCGACUAUGAAGCAGAACAUCUCCCUUUACAAGCGAAAUUCGCCCUAGGACGUUAGCGGCAGAGGUGGCACCAGUGACGACACAGAUGUCACAAAAACCCCGCUCUCAGAGUACAUAAGGGCUGUCUCGCUCGCCGAGAGCCCUCAAGAAUCUUUACCACGAACACCCACAUACUCAACCUUUAUUUCACGCAUUACAAUGGCUCAGUACGUCCAAGGCGACAAGGUCGAGUACCGUCCCAUCGGUGGCUCCUCUGACAACGUCGCCCACUCGACCGGCAUCAUCGAGAAGAUCUGGCAGGCUGAGGAUGGGACCACCCGCUACACCAUCAAGAACGAGAACACCGGCAAGACCACCGACUACCAGGAGAUGAAUAUUGUCGGCAAAGCCUAG
Molecule: messenger RNA, 393 nt
Organism: Phanerochaete carnosa HHB-10118-sp
Lineage: Eukaryota; Fungi; Basidiomycota; Agaricomycetes; Polyporales; Phanerochaetaceae
Exons: 4
Coding region: 199-393 (64 amino acids)
Source: RefSeq, a predicted model, not a curated record